AUGGCCCCCGUGCUCCUCGGCCCUCCCGCCGUCCGCGGGGCGCGCCCACCGCCCUCGGCCGUCGCCGACGCCGAGGCCCCGGCCUCCCACCCCUUCCUCGACCUCCUCGACGCCGGCUUCAACGCGCUCGACGACCCCGACGCCAAGGCCGCGGCCGCGGGCGCGGAGCCGCGGCGCAAGGCGCGCACCGAGAACAACUCCGCCACCUACGCCAGCUCCGGGAACCCCUGCCUGGACCUCUUCUUCCAGGUCGUCCCCGACACGCCGCCCGACCGCGUGCGCGCGCUCCUCGCCGCUGCCUGGGACCGCGACGCGCUCACCGCGCUCAAGCUCGUCGCCAACCUCCGCGGCGUGCGCGGCACGGGAAAGUCCGACAAGGACGGGUUCUACGCCGCCGCGCUCUGGAUGCACGAGCGCCACCCGCGCACGCUCGCCUGCAACAUCCCCGCGCUGGCCGAGUUCGGCUACCUCAAGGACUUCCCCGAGCUGCUGUACCGCCUCAUCCACGGGCCCGAUGUCCGCAAGGUCGCCAAGGCCAAGGCGGACGCCGACAAGGCGCGCAGGGCCAUGAAGGUUCGCGUCGCGAAGCUGGCUGAGCGCCGGAGUCGUGCCCGCGAGAACUACGCAGCCACCGUAGCCGCCACCACGAUCCCAAGCAAGCCCACGCUCGCCGACUACUUCACCGCCACGCUCGCCAGGACCAAGUCCAAGUCCAAGCCAAGCAGAAAAGCGGCGGCCGUGGCCCCGGUGGACACGCAGGAGGAGCCUGAUCAGGCGAUGGAGGUGGAGCAGGAACCUGAACGCGAGGCGAUGGAGGUGGAGCAGAAACCCGAGGCGCCUCAGGAGGCGGCUGCGCCACCGCAACCGCAGGAGGAGGCCGCCGCGAAGAAGAAGGCCAAGAAGAAGGUGCCCAAGGCAGCCAGGCUCGCCGUGAACGCGCUGGAGACGUACUACAGCGAUCGCGCCUACCGAUUCCUGUUCGACUGCGUCGCCGAGUUCUUCGCCGACCUCCUCGCCUCUGACCUCAAGCAGCUCGCCCCCGGCGGCAAGAAGAAGAAGAUCGGGCUCGCCGCCAAGUGGUGCCCCACGCCAGGCUCGUCGUUCGACCGGACGACACUUCUCUGCGAGGCCAUCGCACGCCGCCUCUUCCCGCGCGACUCCAACCCCGACUACGCCGACCUUUCGGAGGAGCACUACGCCUACAGCGUGCUCCAUCGUCUCCGCCGCGAGGUGCUGGUGCCGCUGCGCAAGGUCCUCGAGCUCCCCGAGGUGUAUAUCAGCGCCCAGAGGUGGUCCGAGCUUCCCUACACCCGCGUGGCAUCCGUGGCCAUGAGGCGCUACAAGUCGCUGUUCAAGAAGCACGACGAGGUGCGCUUCGGCAAGUACCUGGAAGACGUGGAGGCGGGAAAGGCCAAGAUCGCGGCGGGCGCGCUCCUGCCCCACGAGAUCGCGGCCGCGGCCUACCGCGGCGAGGCUGACAACGUGUCGGAGCUGCAGUGGCGCCGGAUGGUGGACGACCUCCGCAAGAAGGGCUCGCUGAGCAACUGCAUCGCCGUCUGCGACGUGUCCGGUAGCAUGAACGGCACCCCGAUGGAGGUGUGCAUCGCCCUGGGCUUGCUCAUCUCGGAGCUCAGCGAGAAACCGUGGGCGGGCAGGGUGAUCACGUUCAGCGUACGUCCGGAAAUCCACAUGAUCAAGGGAAAAACCCUCAAGGAUAAGCUGAGCUUCGUUCGAACUAUGCAGUGGGGAUUCAACACCAACUUCCAGGCGGUGUUUGACCGCAUCCUCAGCACAGCGGUGGACGCCCGGCUGGCACGGGAGAAGAUGAUCAGGACCGUGUUCGUCUUCAGCGACAUGGAGUUCGACCAGGCUUCGGCGAACCGGUGGGAGACCGACCACGAGGCCAUCAACCGCAAGUUCCGGGACGCUGGGUACGGCGACGUGGUGCCACAGAUCGUGUUCUGGAACCUGCGGGACUCGCGCGCUCCACGCCGGUGA
Molecule: messenger RNA, 1998 nt
Organism: Miscanthus lutarioriparius
Lineage: Eukaryota; Viridiplantae; Streptophyta; Magnoliopsida; Poales; Poaceae
Source: the annotation of a GenBank genome assembly